Physella acuta is the source of this 1380-nucleotide messenger RNA. RefSeq names its product sodium-coupled neutral amino acid transporter 7-like. Lineage: Eukaryota; Metazoa; Mollusca; Gastropoda; Physidae. Gene Ontology annotation, molecular function: L-amino acid transmembrane transporter activity. Gene Ontology annotation, cellular component: membrane. The record is from RefSeq and is a predicted model, not a curated record. Gene Ontology annotation, biological process: amino acid transmembrane transport.
AUGGGUAUUCAAGUGAACAACGUCAAUUUUGAGUACUUGGUUGAGCUAAACGAGCUAAAAUCUACAGCAGAAAGUGCUUCACUUCAUGACAGUACACGUAAACAAAAAGGUUCCGGGUGGUUUGUGUCAGCGUUUCUCGUGGUCAACGCGGCUUUGGGAGCUGGACUUCUUACCCUUCCGGCUGCCUACCAUCAGGCGGGUGGGGUCUUAACAGCUGUGAUAGUCCAGUCGGUUCUGCUUGUAUUUGUAGUGCUCACUGUACUCAUCAUCGCCUACUGUUCUGACAUCAAGGGAAGCAACACCUACCAAGACGCAGUUCUCUCCCUGUGUGGCCCUAAAGCCCAGCUGGCUUGUGCAGUCUGUGUAUCACUUUUCUGUUUCGGCAUGUGUAUCACUUUGCUCAUUAUAAUAGGCGACCAGUGGGAGAUAUUUUUUCUCCGAGUGUCUCACGAUCACUACUGUAGAACAAAACCUUUCUACAUGACAAGAGCUUUCACUAUAUCAGUAACAUCAAUUCUCUUCAUACUGCCCUUAUGUUUCCCAAAAAGAAUUGAUUUUCUAAAAUACACCAGUGUCGUUGGUGUUAUAGGAAUUUUGUAUGUUGCCGGACUUGUCGCUGUCAAAUUUUUUCUACCUCACCGUAUCCCGGAAAAUGUUGCCACACGUCCUCGGUCAUGGAUUGAUGUGUUUUACGUUGUGCCACAAAUUUGUUUCGCCUACCAAUGUCAUAUUAGCAGCAUUCCCAUCUACUCCUGUAUGGCUAAACGUAACAUGAGAGAGUUCUCUAAAACAGUAACACUUGCCAUGAUAUUGUGUGUACUAAUCUACACAGUCACUGCAGCUUUGGGAUAUCUUCAGUUUGGUGACAGCAUCACCGCUGACAUACUGCUGUCGUUUAACCCUACAGCUGAGGUGAUGGUGGCUGUAGUUCUUGUGGCUGUCAAAACAUACACCACAUAUCCUAUUUUGUGUUUUUGUGGCAAAGCUGCAUUGGACACAGUCUGGAAAAUCUUCAGAAAAACCGCCCCGGAUGAGAUCUCGUACGGAGAAAAUCUGAGACGCAUCAUCACGACAUUGGUGUGGUUCACCUUGACCGUACUGCUGUCCAUCUACACGCCCAAUAUAGGCGUGGUCAUAGAGAUCCUCGGCUCAUUGGCCGCAAUGUUUAUUUUUGUCUUUCUAGGGAUGUGCUUAUUAAGGACGAUGCAGAACAAAAUAGAAUCGGGCGAGCAACAAGCUGGGACGUUCCUCGUGUUAAGAGGGACAGCCGUUGUUUUGGUUGUCGUGGGUGUGUUCAUCUUUGGACUCACAUUAUCACAGGCCAUCAUGCAAGACGUUCGCGGCGUCCAGCCAGACUCGUCCAAGUUCAACUGCAGAUAG